This is a messenger RNA of Entelurus aequoreus (snake pipefish), 1148 nucleotides long. RefSeq names its product ubiquitin-conjugating enzyme E2 variant 1-like. Gene Ontology annotation, biological process: DNA damage tolerance; protein K63-linked ubiquitination. NCBI's taxonomy places the organism in Eukaryota, Metazoa, Chordata, Actinopteri, Syngnathiformes, Syngnathidae. The transcript has 4 exons. The record is from RefSeq and is a predicted model, not a curated record. Gene Ontology annotation, cellular component: nucleus. The coding region runs from base 348 to 665 and encodes 105 amino acids.
UAACAUCGUUUUUAUAAAGCUGAAUCUCUAACGUUAAUGUAAUCUUAAUCGUUCUGGCGUUUAUUUGGAGGCGCAAAUUAGCAGCAGCGUAGCAGAAGGCUUGUCUUUCAGCCACCCAGCGACUAUUUCCCCAAAUGGGAUCUUUAUUUGAUGCCUGUGGUCGUCAGUGCACAUCCUGUCUAGUCUGAACUGCUCCUUAUUUAGGGUCAAUACCUGGAUAUUGCAUUGGAUAUGGAUUUGUAGGAGUUAAAGUCCCCCGCAAUUUCCGGCUACUUGAAGAGCUGGAGGAAGGGCAGAAAGGUGUGGGGGAUGGAACGGUGAGCUGGGGUCUAGAGGAUGACGAGGACAUGACUUUAACACGGUGGAGAGGAGUCAUCCUCGGUCCACCUCGAACAAGCUACGAAAACAGGAUGUACAAUCUAAAGGUUGAAUGCGGGCCAGGAUACCCAGAGUCACCGCCGUUUGUCAGAUUUGUCACCAAGAUAAACUUGAACGGCGUGCAUACCUCUAAUGGUGUGGUUGACAUGCAUGCGGUGACUGCACUGGCCAAGUGGCAGAACUCUUACAGUAUCAGGACGGUGCUGUUGGAGCUCCGACGGCUCAUGACGUGCAAAGAGAACAUGAAGCUUCCUCAACCACCCGAGGGCCAGAUCUAUACUAACUGAGCCCCGUUUGUCUCCGUAUUGUCCCUCCUCCUUAGCUACUGUCCCAACCUCAUUUUGUUGGCUAACUUUCCUUCAAUGCAUCCACAUUCCAUUGGCUAAGAGAACACAAGCAGAGCAGAAAACCUAAAGCAAACAAGAACAAUUACAGAAACAUGCAAACAUGAAGUAGAUCAUUACACGCACACACACACACACACACACACACACACGCGCGCGCAUACGCACGUCAUUCCAAGAUACUCGUGUCCUCUCCCAUCACUGGAUCUCUUGGUGGACUCGACAUAAGCCGGCAGUCCACACCAGUUGUGACCAUUGGAACACUAUGUACAUCUUAAUCUUUUGUAUUAUUUGUGGAAAAUGGAUGAUUGUACAAAAACAUAAAUAAUCUUAAUAAGUGUACUUAUUUGUGUGUUGCCUUCUUAUAACAUAGCAGUAGCUCCAUGCCUUUACAUGCGGUUAUUGUUGGCAGUCUUCUGAUGUGAU